UAUAAUAACAUCUGCUAACUUCACGAGAGACUAGGCCUAGGUCUCUCUUUAGCCGCGCUAUAUAUAUGUACAAUGUGUUGUCUACGUUUUAGGGUGCUAGGGCACCACAAGUUUAUCGAACACUGAGGGUACGUUCCACUUAGCGCCCGCACUGAUUUCGUCCGCGACCGCUCUUUUAUGCGUUCCACAAUCAAAAAGCGUUGUGGUCGAAGUUUUCAAGUGGAACAGGUUUUGGAGGUUUUAGGUUUCAAGAUGGCCGCUGUUGUUGGCAUAAUUAUUCGUCGGCGACGGAUAUCAUCAAGUUCCAGUUCAAGUCUGGAUGAUGAAGAAUUUUUUCAACAAAGAAAGAAGCGGAAACUUCGCCCGCGAAUUACGGAUUAUGCAGAUGUCGUUGGCCGUUAUGCAGACAACGAAUUUAAAAGUCAUUUUAGAAUGUCAAAAUCAACGUUUGAAUACCUAGUAAAUAUUAUAAGAGGCGAUUUAAUUAGAAAGGUUAAUGGUUGUCCGACAAUUCCGGCUGAAAAGCAGCUGAUGAUUGCCUUAUGGAAAAUGGCAACUAGCGAUUCAUAUAGGUCUGUAUGUGAUCGCUUCAAUGUAGGAAAAGCCACUGGUCUACGAGCUGUACGUAGGGUUACGUAUUCCCUGCAUAAAAGAGCAGCGAGAUGGAUUCAGUGGCCAGUGGGAGAUCGUGCCAUCACAGUGAUGCAACAGUUUGAGGCAUCAUCAGGGUUCCCAAGAGUUAUUGGGGCCAUCGAUGGCACCCACAUUCGCAUCGAUGCUCCACAAGAAAAUGCCCCAGACUAUGUCAAUCGUAAACAUUUUCAUUCGAUACAAUUACAGUUGGUCUGUGAUUCUAACAUGUUAAUAACGCACUGUUACACUGGACACCCGGGCUCCGUCCAUGACCAGAGGGUGUUUAGGCUUUCUGAUGUGGCAAACUUUGUAGAAGAUGCAGAAAAAUUUCCUAUGGAUAGCCACCUGUUAGGUGAUGCAGCCUACGAGUUGCAUGAACAUCUCCUUGUGCCCUUUCGGGACAACGGUCAUCUGGACAGAACUGCAAAACAAAUAUAAUAGACACCUUUCAACA
Messenger RNA from Photinus pyralis (common eastern firefly), 1087 nucleotides. Its product is annotated as putative nuclease HARBI1. The transcript has 4 exons. Lineage: Eukaryota; Metazoa; Arthropoda; Insecta; Coleoptera; Lampyridae. The coding region runs from base 178 to 1071 and encodes 297 amino acids. The record is from RefSeq and is a predicted model, not a curated record.